UCGGUCGGGACAGCACGCGCCGAGGGAGGGCCGCCUCACCGUCGCUGCCGCAUACGCCGCAGAGGCCACAGACGCCGCCGCCGCCGCAGACGCAGACGCUGGUGAGAGGUCUCGCGCGGGAGUGGCCGCCGAUCGUCGCGAAGCCAUGUCCGUGACGGGGGCCGCCGGCGCAUCCCUCUGAGCCGCCCUCUGGUGAUGGACUUCCGCGCCGCAGCCGCCGCCCUGCCGCCGCCCGCCGCCCACAUGGCCGCCAUGUUCACCCAGCCGCCCGCGCUGCCACCGCCGCCGCCGCCGCCGCCGCCGCCCACGCAGAGCGGCAUGUUCCUGUAUCCAGGUCUCUCGUCGCCGGUGAAGCCGCCGUCGCACCUGCUGCCGUCGCACAAGGUCUCGCGCAAUACGGCGACGGUGCCGCCGCUACUGCAGACGUCGACGCCGACGCCGACGUCGGCGCACCAGGCCAGCUCGGCCGCCUCGCAGACCUCCAGUUUCGCCGCCGCGCUCAAGUCGCUGGCACGGAACGCCGGCGGCACAGACGCCAAGGAGGCGACGACCAAGUCCCGUGACGCGCCAGUCAUGAGUCCCAAACGCGUGCCGCUGCACGUGCCGCGUGCACCGCACACGGACAACCCGCCGCCGGUGGUGGCCAUCGCGCCCACACCCACCCACCAGCGCCGGGAGUCGGCGGCCGUGACCAGCGCCUCCGACAUCACCAAGCUGUCGCCGGAGGUGACCUCGCAGCUGUCGGCCGCCGCCGGCGCCGACGCCCUCUCGCGGGCCGGCUUCCAGCCGUACCGGCCCGACGAGCGGCUGCUGGAGUCGCUCUACCCGGGCUACGCGCCGUCCAGCCUGUACCCGGGCCUGCCGCGCACCGGCUACCCACCCCGCCGGCCGGAGGAGCGCUACCUCGAGUCGCUCUACCCGCUGCAGCCCGUCCAGCACCCGCUCUACGGGCUGGAGGAGCAGCUGUACCUGGAGCGGCUGGGUCUGCUGCGUCCGUCACUGGGCGUGGCCGGCCUGUCGGCCUACUCGCCGCUGCUCUCGGCCGCGCGCUAUCCGCCGGAGCUGCUACACUCGCCGCUUUACAUGUCCCAAUCGCUCUACCUGCAGGAGAGACUGAAGCUGGAGGAAGACACACGACGCAAGUUGGAGACCGAGCGCGAGCGGUCGCGCGAACCCGGCUCGCAGACGGUGGCGCCCACUGUGCGGGAGCGCAGCCCGGUGCGGCCGGCCACCACCACCACCGCCACCACCUCCUCCUCCGGCGCCGUUCCCUCCGAGCUGAGGAACGGCACGUCCCGCGGCCGCUCCUCGCCCGCCGAGCGGCGCUCCGCCAGCUCCGGCGAGCAGCAGACCUCGCCGGCCGCGUACCGGCCGUACCUGUCAUCACCGGUGCAACGGACGGCCGCGCGCGAGCCGCCGCUCGACCUGCGCACCGGCGGCGACGCCGGCGCGCGCAGCAACGGCGCGCGCCACGGCGCGGCGCUCGGCAAGCCGCGCUCGCACAAGAAGACGACCGUAGUGCGGCCGUUCGAGGACACGGCCCCCGCCCGGCACGCCGACCCGCCGGCGGACGCGCCGCUCAACCUAAGCGAGCGCGGCGGCCGCGCCGACGCCACCGAGCCGCUGACGAGCACGCUGGACCGCCGCGAGCAGCUGCACAGACAGGGCAUUCACCCGGACGAAGCGGAGCCGAUCGUGCGCCACCUGGACCUGCUGACCGGGCCGCCGUGCAAGACGGUCACGUCGCCGGAGAAGCUGCAAUUCCUGGCGCACGUUGGUCUCACCACGCACAGCUACAGGAACGACGUGGAACUGAAGAACGGCAGCGGCUCCUCGGCUAGCGGCGGCUCCACCUCGUCCGGCGGCGGCUCGUCCGGCUCCGGCGGCUCGUCCAACUCGCAACGCAAGUCAGGCAUGCAGGCCGUCACCCAGAUGUACACCGUGUAUAAUAAAGAGCGGGCGGCGGCCGCCGACCAGGCGCGUCGCACACAAGAGCGGCUGCGCGCGCAGCAGGCCCGCCUGGAGGAGACGUCACGCGGCCUGGCGCUGCGCCUCAACCGCCAGGUGGCCUACCGCAGCUUGCAGUGGCGCCAGCGCGAGGCCAUCCAGGAGCAGCUGGACCGGCUCGGCGCGCUCGUCCGGGCGCUGCCGACGCGCGCGCGUCGGAAACACUAG
Messenger RNA from Pollicipes pollicipes, 2175 nucleotides. Its product is annotated as nascent polypeptide-associated complex subunit alpha, muscle-specific form. Bases 196 to 2175 code for a protein of 659 amino acids. The transcript has 13 exons. The record is from RefSeq and is a predicted model, not a curated record. NCBI's taxonomy places the organism in Eukaryota, Metazoa, Arthropoda, Thecostraca, Pollicipedomorpha, Pollicipedidae.